Molecule: messenger RNA, 570 nt
Organism: Dentiscutata erythropus
Lineage: Eukaryota; Fungi; Glomeromycota; Glomeromycetes; Diversisporales; Gigasporaceae
Source: the annotation of a GenBank genome assembly
AUGGGUACAGUAUUUGACAAUAGCUUUUUUCGAAAAUAUGGUUACGGUGGAUUAUCUCCUGGCAGAAGAGCUUGUUAUAUCAGUCACUAUUUGGUUUAUAAAUCAAUAAUUGAUAAUGGCUACCGUAGUGCUUUAAUUCUAGAAGAUGACGUUGAUUUUGAAACUGAUAUCACUGAAAUUAUGACAGGGAUUCAUCGUAAUUUACCUGCUUAUUGGGAUACUUUAUAUAUAGGUCAUUGUUAUGAACAAAUAGGUAAACUUGUCGAUGGUUCUCUUGCUAAUCAACUAUAUGAAUCAGUGAUGCCAAGUUGUACACAUGCUUAUGCCGUUUCGUAUUGGGGUGCCCGCAAGUUGGUGGAAAAACUUGAUCCUAUGAUACCACAAGGUGCAAUUGAUUUAGCUCUUCUCGCAAAAAUUAAGAAUAAAGAGCUCACUUCAUAUAGCGUUCAUCCAAUGCCUAUUAUACAAUGGAAAGGUAGAGAUAAUCCAUCUGAUGUUCCUGAAUCAAUGAAUACCUAUUUUAGUUUAAAAAAUUCUACCUUACGCUUCCUUGGGCACAAAUUUGUAUAA